UUUAUACAGUCUGAGGAGUUUAAGAGAGAUCAGACCUUUGAUCUGCGUUUUAUAUUUAAAUCAUUCUUUAAUUAAUGCGUCAAUUAAUGAAGAUCAAUUAGAGAUUAAUUAAUCACGCGCUUCACUACCUACUGACUGACUGACUGUGCACAGGGGGCGUGCACGUGCUCUCAGUGCUGUGUGUGUGUUUGUGUGUGUGUGUGUGUGUGUGUGUGUGUGUGUGUGUGUGUGUGUGAGUGAGAACUUUAACACACUGCAGGAAGCAGAAGGGUAAACCUCGUAAGUGCAGGUUUUUAGUAUCUGAAUUCAGUUUGUUUAAUAAACUGAUGAUCAGACAGGAUGAAGCUCCUGCUCUUCCUCACCUUCCUCUUCCUCACCUGCUGGAUUCAGCUCAGCUCCCUCACUACAGCUCAGUCCUGUGAGGGGCGCUGUGGAGAGAAGCUGGCCGGGUGCUCCUGUCACUCCACCUGUGAGUCUCUGCAGAGCUGCUGUUCUGAUAUAAAUCAGUUCUGCCUGGAGAUCUCGCCUCACUCCGGUUCUCUGCUCGGAGGAACCGACUUCAGAAUCCUUAACGUCACUUUCAACCCGGACUCACACCUGAGCUGCAGGUUUAAGUCUGAGAUAGUAACUGAGGGGUAUGUAGAUGAGGGCGGAGUCGGUCACUGUAUUUCUCCGAUGCUGUUUGAGUCCGGUUGGAUUCCGUUCGAAGUUUCCACUGACGGACUGAAUUACAACAGAGUGGGCAGGUGGCUCUCAGUGCAUCACAGUAAGCUGAGUCCGCUGUAUAAGGUCGUCCUGGGGAACGGGACACAGUGGCAGUAUUACGGGACGCCGGGGGUCGGAGGGGUUUUACAGAUGAUUUGGAUCCCCUCAUUAAUAAACGCAGAGAGAGUCAAUAUCGAACUGUGGGGCUACGAGGAGACCGGUGAGCCGUACUCGGAGCACUGGAGAGCAGAAUGGACGUAUUUAUACACUGUAGGGAGGAAUGUGAGUAAUACUGGAGCCUUCAGCUUCACCCCGAGACCCUCAGAGAAACCGCUGUCUGACUGGCACAUGGGCAGCAUGAGGGUCAGCCCCAGCACCAAACCCGACGGAGCACGGAAUGUAAACGCUCUGUGGAAUGGGGCUCAUGCUCUGGCGUAUCACCUGGAGGAGGGGUUUAGGCGGGACUCGGCAGGCUGGGCUCUGGAGAAAUGUGUUCUGUGGGAUAAAGAGGAGAAAAUCAUCCCCAGCUUCCUCCCCGAAAUCACCGACUGCCCCUGCACCCUCGCCCAGGCCCGCGCCGACACCGGCCGCUUCCACACUGAUUACGGCUGUGACAUCGAGAAAGGCAGUGUUUGUACAUAUCAUCCAGGAGCUGUGCACUGUGUCCGAUCAAUACAGGGCAGUCCUAAAUAUGCCGCCGGUCAGCAGUGUUGCUACGACCACACCGGAGCUCAGGUCCUGACCGGGGACUCCAUCGGGGGCAGUACCCCCGACCGAGGGCACGACUGGGGGGCACCACCUUACCUGAGACCCCCCAGAAUCCCGGGAUUAUCCCACUGGAAAUACGACGUCAUCACCUUCUACUACUGCUGUCUGUGGUCCGAUAACUGCGACUAUUACUUCACCCACCGACCGUCCAGCGACUGCAGGACCUACCAGCCCCCUAAAGCUGCCUCGGUGCUCGGUGACCCACAUUUCAUCACGUUUGAUGGAACGGCGUACACGUUUAACGGUAAAGGAGAAUACGUCCUGCUUCACUCUGAAAACUAUAACCUCACCGUGCAGGGCAGGACCGAGAACAUGACCUCAGAGAAUGGUUCCUCCAUCAUGGCGACUCGUCUGUGCUCCGUGGCAGCGAGGGAGAGGGACUCUGAUGUAAUGGAGGUGAGGCUGACGGACAGGCUGGAUCACCUGGAGGUGUUAAUGAACCAGCGGGUGCUGAGCUUCUCCGAGCAGAGCUGGAUUGACCUGAAGGGUGUGUUCGUGUUUUCGGCCGUUCCUCAGAACGUGACGGUGAUGUUCCCCUCUGGAGCCGGCCUGGAGAUCAGAAGCAGAGGAGGGGUCAUGACCCUGACCGUCCUGCUGCCCCUGGAGUUUAACGACCACACGCUGGGGCUGCUGGGUAAAAUGAACGACGACCCGAGCGACGACCUGACCUCCAGCGACGGAGCGACGCUUCCAGCCAGCGCCAGCCCGCAGGACAUCUUCACGUUCGGGGCGAGCUGGGCGAUUAGUAACCAGUCCUCCCUGUUCACAUACGACUCUCCGCGCCUCCUGAACGAGUAUUAUUACUCCCCCAAGCAUGACCCGUCCUUCAUCCCCGUCUUCACCAUCACCGAGGACCCGGCGGACCCCCUGCUGCAGCCCACCCUCCUGCUCUGCUCCGGAACCGGAGACUCAGCCGGGGCCCAGUUCUGUAAAUACGACGCUCUGACCAGCCGCAGCCUGGAGCUCGCUAACCACACCCUGCUCUCCCACCGCAGCCACAUCACCACCAUCCACCAGCUGCAGCCCGUGGUGUCGUGUGGAUGGCUGAAGCCGCCGAGUCACGGGCGGAAGGAGGGAACUCUGUAUCUGAAGGACGCGAAGAUCAGCUUCUCCUGUGAUGCUGGGUAUCGUCUGCACGGCUCUGAGGAACGCGUGUGUCAGGCGGACGGUCGGUGGUCGGGAGACGAGACGCACUGCGUAAUGGAUGAUACCUUGGGCAUUGUGCUGGGAAGCCUGGGAGCCAUACUGGCAGUGGCUAUUAUGGUCGUAGCGAUAGUUGUUUACACCAGAAAGCAGAAAAGGGAGAGGAUGAAGGAGAGGGAGGAUACCGUGGUGUUCCAGCCCCACACUGUCAGUAUCUGAGCCUCAACCAAUCAGGAACAGACACUCCGUCCCUGCGGACUUAACCCCGCCCUGCACUGAAAUCAGCACCAAAAAAAGUUUUAAUUAUUUUUAUUUUAUUUACACAUUUUACCAAACGUCCCCCUCCACUGUUCAACACUGGCCACACCCACCCGCCAUACACACUAUGUUGGACUUUAGCCACUUAUUUAGCCAAUUUUUAAAUUUUAUUUAAUAGUUAAUUCUAAACUUUAAUCCAAAGUACUUCAAAUACUCACCAAAAUAUGCAAGUUUAAAAUGCUUUAAUCAAUAUUUCUAUUAUUAUAAAUAAUAAAAAAACAUCUAGUAUGAUUGGGGAUCCUUUUAUUGAAAUUUAUGUUCAAAUUUCAUACCAGAUGGUGAAUUGUAGUCUUUUUAAUAGAUUUAUCAAUAAUUAAUAAAUCUUAGGAAUAUUAUAUUUCUGUAAAAUGUAUAGAAAAAAACAUAGUUGUAUAGAGUUUAAAUACUUAAAUACCUAAAAAUGACUAAGUAAGACAUUUUUAGGAAAUGUUAUUAAGGUAAUAUUAUGAUACUUAAGGCACUGAAAAUCACAAUUACUGUAUUCACUCCCAAAAAUUGUAGUGAUUAGCACUUUAGUAUCUGAAAGUCUUGCCUUCAAAACUCUAGUGUUUUAAAAUGAAUACUUUUAUGAAUAUGAGCUCUGUGCACUGGAUUGGAAUAAAUAAUAAGUAUAUAUAUUUUAAAAGUCUGUUUUUAAAUAACAAACUUUAUUUUAAGAAUUUUAUCACCAACAUUUAAAAGUCCUCAAAUUCUAAGCUUUUGCUUUGCUUUUAAGUUCCAAAUGUGAAAGUUUUUAACUCUUCAACUUCUUUAAAUUCUAAACUUUUCAAUUCUUAGUUUGUUUGUUUUUUCAAAUCCAAAAAUGUGAAAGUCUUUGAUUCUAAGGCAUUUUUAAGCUUUUAAAAAUGUUGAAAUCUUUUUUUUCUUAUAAGCUGUAGAGUGUUAUUGUCCAGAAUGUCCUGUAGAAUAUGAGGCUUUGUAAUUUUAAAAAUUCUUAAAUGCCAAAUUGUAAAAGGUGCUACAUUUUAGUUCUAUAUUUUUUAGCGUAAAAUCUCAAACUCUAGAAUUCUUUACUCCAGAAGAUUUCAGAUCUGUAAAUCUAGAUUGAAGAGAUUGAAGAGAUUUAUGUGUUUUUGGAAAAAUAUGUGAAGUAAUGUUUGUUUGUUUCAUUGUGUAUAUGUGUAUGUCCUGUUUUUGUGUUUUUUUGUAAUUCUUUCUGAAUUUAAUUUGAAGAAACUAUUAGAACAUAUAACAAACAAGCCAAUAAAAUGUUUUCAGCCUG
Astyanax mexicanus (Mexican tetra) is the source of this 4156-nucleotide messenger RNA. RefSeq names its product sushi domain containing 2 (gene susd2). Bases 340 to 2835 code for a protein of 831 amino acids. NCBI's taxonomy places the organism in Eukaryota, Metazoa, Chordata, Actinopteri, Characiformes, Acestrorhamphidae. The record is from RefSeq and is a predicted model, not a curated record. The transcript has 15 exons.